Messenger RNA from Neurospora crassa OR74A, 574 nucleotides. RefSeq lists its product as hypothetical. The coding region runs from base 38 to 496 and encodes 152 amino acids. The transcript has a single exon. The record is from RefSeq and is a predicted model, not a curated record. NCBI's taxonomy places the organism in Eukaryota, Fungi, Ascomycota, Sordariomycetes, Sordariales, Sordariaceae.
CAGCAGCAGCAGGAGCAACAGGCGUUUUACGAGGAGCAUGACGACACUAUACCAUAUACCAUACCACAAUAACAACAACACCGACAUUGUACAAACGGAACAACAACCACAACAAACAUACCCAGAAACAUUCUACCCAUUUCACGAUUGUUGUACAAACCCCCUUCUCUCAAGGGGCAGAGGGGCAGAGGGGCCUUUUUUUUUAAUGACCAUUAUACCAUCACCGCCGAAGAUACCACCACCACCACCAUCGAACAAAACCACUUCUUGUUUUUUUUUCUUGCUUUUUUUCGAUACCCUUCUCACUUCAUACCCUUUAAGCAUUUUAGAUAGACCUUUUUUUGUUGCUUGGACUUUUUUUGUACACUUCUUCUUCUUCUUCUUCCUCUUCUUCUUCUUCUUCAGUGCUGCUGGGGUGUUUUGGUUAUCCUUCUGGUGUUUUUGGUUUCUUUUUGGCUUCUUUUUGGGGACUUGGUUUUCACUUAGGAUUGAUUGAUUGUUUGCGGGCACGGGAUAGGAAGGAACAAGUACCUAGGAUACCAUUACCAUUUACCAUUACCAUUACAUUACACAU